Molecule: messenger RNA, 1233 nt
Organism: Penicillium concentricum
Lineage: Eukaryota; Fungi; Ascomycota; Eurotiomycetes; Eurotiales; Aspergillaceae
Product: M20 family metallopeptidase
Exons: 6
Coding region: 1-1233 (410 amino acids)
Molecular function (GO): dipeptidase activity
Source: RefSeq, a predicted model, not a curated record
AUGACUCUAACAACCAUCAAUAUCGAGGAAGUGAAGUCCUCUGUAGAUGCCACGAUUGAGGCACUACAACAGGAAUUAAGGGAAUUGAACCAUGAAAUCUGGUCAAACCCUGAGCUUGCUUACCAGGAGCACCGAGCCCAUGAUACAAUUUGUGACUUCCUCGAAGGACAAGGCUUCACUGUUACUCGUCACGCUUAUGGCCUUGAUACCUCUUUUGAGGUUUUAAGUGGAACUGGUGGGCGAUUGAUCAAUUUCAACGCAGAAUAUGACGCAUUACCUGGAAUUGGUCAUGCUUGUGGUCAUAACCUAAUAGCGACUAGCAGUAUCACUGCCUUCCUUGCGCUGUCAUUUGCCAUAAGAAAAUUUCACAUUCCUGGUAGAGCCCAGCUAUUAGGCACGCCAGCCGAGGAAAAUGGAGGCGGAAAGGCCAAACUGAUUGAUGCCGGCGCUUACAAGGACGUUGACAUUUCCUUAAUGGCUCAUCCAGGACCUCAAACGCUUUACCCUGGUGAGGAGCCAUGCGAUGGCAUAGCUGGAACCCUUAUGAAUGCACGCAAGAAUAUUCACUGCGAAUUCACGGGUAGAAAUGCCCACGCCGGUGGAAACCCCUGGGAAGGGAUCAACGCGCUUGAUGCGCUGGUCUCAUCUUACAACAACGUUGCUGUUCUUCGACAGCAGCUUCUCCCGGACCAGCGUGUUCAUUGUGCUUUCUUGGACACACCCAAGGUAGCUAACGUGAUCCCAGAUUAUACGAAAGCUUUCUGGCAGGUGCGCAGCCCUACGUUGAAGGGAUUGAAUACCCUUAUCGGCAAAGUGCGCAAUUGCAUUGAGGCUGGUGCGUUGGCCACUGGGUGUCAGGUCAAGAUUGAUGAGGAUGAACUCUACACCGAUGUCCGAUUGAAUGACACUCUCUGUGAACGCUACCAUGUCCACAUGGGAGGGUAUAGCCGCAAGGUUCUCAAGCGCCAUGAAAAAGUCCUAACCGGAUCUUCAGAUAUUGGCAAUGUUAGCUACGAGACCCCCACGCUUCAUACAAUGUUUGCGAUUCCUGCUCCUACAACUUCUUUUCCACAUCAUCCGACGUUUGCAGCUGCAGCUGGAACAGAUGAGGCUCAUACUGAGGCAUUGAUUGUUGGUAAAUCUUUGGCAUUGAUCGGUUGGGAUAUGAUUGUAGAGAAUGAGAUGUAUGAUGUGGCGCGGCGUCAAUGGAAAGAAGAGAUUUUGAGGGAGUAG